This is a messenger RNA of Solanum verrucosum, 1447 nucleotides long. RefSeq lists its product as uncharacterized. The transcript is spliced from 5 exons. The record is from RefSeq and is a predicted model, not a curated record. Bases 90 to 1133 code for a protein of 347 amino acids. NCBI's taxonomy places the organism in Eukaryota, Viridiplantae, Streptophyta, Magnoliopsida, Solanales, Solanaceae.
GGUCUUAUUAUUUCAAGCGCCUAGGAGGCGAACACUUCAUAAAACCCUUCAAUUCUACAUAGACCAAGAAGAAAUUUUAGAAAGCAAAAAUGGCCUGGAAAACCGAUACUGACCUCGAAAAUUCCGACCCAAUUCCAGAUUCCGGCGAUGUUGAGUGGCCUUGUAAACCCGUCGUUGAAUCUUCAGGCUGGCCUACUAGUUGGCAAAACGACAGUAACAAAUCAAAGCUACAAACCCCUUUGCCUACCGCCGAAGACGAAGCUGCGAACAGCAGUCAACUUCCGGCAUUGCUCAAAGUUGCUGAAUAUUUGAACUCCACACUCAGUCUAGACGACGAUGACGAGUUUUCUGAGUAUAUAGGUGAAGAUGGGGAUUAUUUCAUCAAUGGGGAUGAGGGUUUUCUGGAUGGGGAAGAGGGGUUUCAGGACUAUGAUUUUUUUGUGAAGUUGUUUAAGCAGGAUGAUGGGUUAAGAGAGUACUAUGAGAAAAAUCGAGAGAAUGGGGUGUUUUGUUGUCUUGUUUGUUGUGGGGUUCGUGAGAAAGGGUGGAAGAGGUUUAAGGAUUGUUCAUCUCUUGUUCAGCAUUCCAUAAGCAUUGCGAAAACCUCUAAGAGACGAGCUCAUCGGGCUUACUGUAAAGUUGUCUGUGAAAUUCUUGGUUGGGAUGUUAAUAGCCUGCCUUCCAUUGUCCUCUCUGCAGGCGUUAAGCUCGGUGGAUCUUCUGAUAAACCAGUUAAGGCUCAGGGGAAUGUAGAUGAUGAUGGUGGGGAUGACGGUUUGAGUGGUCAUUGCAAAUCCACAAGUUCUGUAAGUAUCAGCGAUACUGAAGUGUCUCUGUCGAAGUUGUCUUUGAUUGAUGAAAGCCAACAAGGAAAAGAUUGUUGCUCUGCAAAAUUAGAGAACUCUCUAAGUGGAGCCACUGUUGAUAGAAGCUUGGGAGAUCUCGGCAAAGGUACUUCUGAAACAACCAAAGAGAAUGCUGAGGGGGAGAAUUCCGUGAGCAAAGCUGGUGUUGAUGGACUCUUGGAAGAUCUCAGCUUUCUCACUCUUGAAACACAAAAAUUGAAUGCAAAGGGUGUAUCUGAUCAUGUGGUGCCUUAUGAAGAAACUGGGGAAUCCUCCAAUCUGGCAUAGUUUCCGCGAAGGGAACAAGGUGGCACACAUUUUGGCAAUGGAAGGUUCCAAGAGAUCUCCUCUACAUCAACCAGUGUUUUUGUUUGAAUGUGCCGCCAUGGAUUAGUACCAACCCUACAACAAGAUAAAGAAGGCUACUAUAUUAGGAAAAAAGUCAGUCUCUUGGUUUGUAAUAGUCUAGCAAAACUCGGAAACCUAUGUAAUAGUUAGUAGUACUGCCAACUAUGGUGUAACCGCUACUUGCAGGAAAAAGUAAGUGAGCUCGGAACGUAAGCACUUGAGAUCUUUUGUUCUAGGCCAUGUCUUAAUUUCUA